Penicillium brasilianum is the source of this 6335-nucleotide messenger RNA. NCBI's taxonomy places the organism in Eukaryota, Fungi, Ascomycota, Eurotiomycetes, Eurotiales, Aspergillaceae. The record is from the annotation of a GenBank genome assembly.
UGGCGCGUCCACCUCCCUCUCUUCCUCCUCUUCUUCCUCCACCACACGCGCUAUCACCCAUUCGCCUUCGCUGCGACAUCUGUUUCAUCCUUCGAAUUUGCGUCAUCUACGGUCAUCUCCUCUCUAUGCAAGCAUAAAUCUUUAACCCACCGACACCAUGUCUUUCGGCUUCGGAGGAGGAGGAACUGGAUUUGGGCAGACCAACCAGAGCUCCGGCUUCGGUACGGGCUCUGGGUUUGGAAGCUCCAACACCGGCACAGGCUUUGGCUCGACCACCUCUGCGUUUGGUGGCGGAAAUACUGGAAACACUGGCGGGAACCUCUUUGGCACCACGUCCAGCGGCUUCGGCACCGGCACUAACACAGGCUUCGGUUCCAACACUCAGAAUCAAACUACAUCCAUGUUCGGCGCCGCAAAUCAAAAUCGCACCUCUGGAUUCGGAACCAACACCAAUACUGGCGGCAGUCUCUUUGGCAGCACUACCCCAAACACUGGCGCUACCUCUGGCUUUGGUGGAACUACCGGGUUCGGGUCUACCCCCAGUGCCACCGCUGGGUUUGGUAGCAGCGCAAACACCAAUACUGGCUUGUUCGGCAACAAAACUGCCACUGGUUUCGGUACUUCGAACACAGGCACCACCGGCUUUGGCUCCUCCGGUAAUACUGGAUUUGGAGCAGGCGCCGCCAACACUGGCUUCGGUGGCACCGGCACUGCCUUCCAGGGCGCGCAGACUUGUGAAGGUACCGGCGGCACUCCUUUCAAUCCAUUCACUGAAAAGGAUGCCAACUCGACCGCGACCAACCACUAUCAGAGCAUCAGUUUCAUGCAACCUUACAGCAAGUUCUCUUUUGAAGAACUAAGACUUGCCGACUACCAACAAGGACGUCGUUUCGGUAACGCAAGUGGACAGCCCGGUGGCUUCGGUGCUCCGGCCUUUGGUUCAUCUACUGGGUUUGGAGGUCAACAAGCUACUGCUGGCUUCGGCGCCAGCACUACUCCGUUCGGUGGUGCUGCUGCUACUUCUGCGCCGUCUGGCUUCGGCACAACCCAGACCACCGGUGCUUUCGGUGGCGGCAAUGCCGGGUCAAACCCUCUCUUCGGUGCCAAGCCUGCGACGUCGAUGUUCGGCGGUGCAACCCAGACCGCUGGGCAGACAGGGUCCAUGUUCGGUGGCGGUACCGCAGCUAACACUACCGGCGGCUUCGGUGCCAACACUACAGCUACCCCUAGCACUGGGUUCGGCGCCAACACAGGCAGCUCGCUCUUCGGCAGUCAGCAGCAGAACAAGCCGGCUUUCGGCACCGGCUCGACUGGCACUGGAUUCGGUGGCGGAUUUGGUACCACCCAGGCUACCACUGCAGCCAACCCCUUUGGCAGCACUCCUGCGACCACAACACCAUUCGGAGGAGGUCAACAGCAACAGCAAGCCGCACCUGCCUUUGGCGGUGGCUUUGGUAGCACCCAGGCACAGGCUCAGAAGCCUGGUGGCCUAUUUGGUAGCGCUGGCGGUUUCGGAACGAACAACCAGCAGCAACAGACCGGCACGGGCUUGUUUGGCAACACCAGCACUGGCCAAGCGACCACUGGUGGCUCUUCGCUAUUCGGCGGUGGCCAGGCUCAGCAAGCCCAACCUGCAACCUCUUUGUUCGGCGGCGGUCAGGCCCAACAACCUGCUACGGGGACUGGUAUGUUCGGUGGCGCUCAAAACCAGCAGAAGCCCGCGACUUCGAUGUUCGGUAACACAGGCACUGCCACUACUGGCGGCGCCUUCGGCAGCAGCUUUGGUAACACCCAAGCUCAGACGGGUACCGGUGGUCUCUUCGGUGGUGCGCAGGCUCAACAGGCCAAACCUGGCAUUUUCGGCACUUCCACUACUUCCACCGGCGGUUUGUUCGGUCAGCCUGCCGCAAAUCAAACUGCUGGAAGCUCGCUCUUUGGUGGAAAUCAAAGCCAGCAACAACAGCCUGCCGGAGCCAGCAUCUUCGGCGGCUCACAGCCUGCGCAACAACAGCCGCAACAGCCUGUGCCCGGCAGCUUCCAGGCCUCUUUCAACGAUCCCAAUCCCUAUGGCAGUCAGUCCAUUUUCUCUGGCCUUCCGAGCCCGAUCGUGUCCACCCCCGGCCCUCUUGCUACGCCACUCUCCUCUAGUAUGAAGCAGAAGCAGCGAACCCCUCUGCCUGUUUACAAGAUCACCCCCAAUGCUGCCAACCGGCUCAUUACCCCGCCCAAGCGCCCUGGCUACGGGUUCUCAUACUCGACCUACGGCUCGCCCUCUAGCACUGCCAGCACUCCGGGCGCUGGCUUCAGCAGCAGCCUUUUGGGUGGUGGUGGUGGUGGCGGCAGUCUCCGUGGCAGCAUCAGUGGCAGCCUGGGUCGUAGCUUCAGCAAGAGCUACUCCACCAGCAACUUGCGCAAGUCAUUCAUUCCGGAUGAGGACAGUGUUCACUCUCCCGGUGCUCUCCUGCCCACCAGCGCUCGUAGCAACGGUGGUAGCCUCAAGCGCCUUACUAUUGACCGCUCCCUGAGAAAUGAUCUUUUCUCACGCCCAGCUAGCACCUCGCCUGCCCCCAUCGCUAAUGGUGAUGAUUUCCAUUCAGCUGACAAGCUUAAGAAGAAGGUUAGCUUUGACUCCGCUCCUUCUGGUGGCGAGAUCGUUCCCGUGGAAGCCAAGAGCCCCGAGCCCACUGCGGAGGAGCUUGGCUUCCUUCGCUCCACGCGCAAGAGCGGCACCCUUGAUGGUAUUGAUGGGGGAUUGGAGCGUCCUGAGAUGGAGUCGACCCGCCGCGACCUUGCUGUUGUUCCCGAAAACGCCGAGCCCAGCCCCAAUGGCACCUCCGCCAAGCGCUCUUCCUUCAUCCCCGGUGGCGACCCCAAACCGGGCGACUACUGGAUGUCGCCUUCCCAUGCCGAGCUCGCCAAGCUGUCUCGUGAACAGCUGAAGAAGGUGGUUGAUUUCACCGUUGGCCGUCAGAACUGCGGUGAAGUUACUUUCAACGGCCCCGUGGACCUCACAACCGUCGACCUUGACAACAUCUUUGGUGGCAUUGUCGAUAUUGGCGUUCGUAAGAUUACUGUCUACCCAGAUGAGAGCCUGAAGCCUCCUAUGGGCAAGGGCCUUAACGUUCCCUCUACCCUGCGAAUCCAGAACUCCUGGCCGCGUGGCCGCGACCGCAAGAACCCCCUGCCCAUCACCAGCGGCCCCCUCUUCGACAAGCACGUCGAGCGUCUGCGCAAGGUGACCGAUACCGAGUUUGUCGACUAUGAAACCGACACUGGCACCUGGGUCUUCAAUGUCCCCCACUUCACCACUUAUGGACUUGACUAUGACGAGGAUGAAGGUGAGAGUCUUGAGCAAAGCACCCUGGGUGCAGGCCCUGAUGACAACCGCACUCCUAAGGCUCAUCACGAUCACCCGGCGAACUUUGAGCAGUCUGCGACCUUCUCCAUUGACGAAUCGUUUGUCGGCUCUAUGGCAGGUGUUGACGAUGACACUUUUGAUUUUAAGAAGCGCAAGAUCGUCCCGGGCUCCUUCGGCAGCCAGGCCAUGCAGGCGCAUGAUGAGGAAAUGGAAUCUGAAGGCGACACCGAGUCUUUUUUAGAGGAAGGCUCCGCGGGUUCAACUACUGAGCAUGACGACGACUACGUCACCGAGAGCCAGCGAUCUGGCGACUCGACAGUUGGAUCUGAUGAGGAUCAGGCAAUGGACAUGGCGGGUUCCUUUCCCAAUCUUCAUCGCACCGUGGAGCAGGAUGACGCCCAGAGCAUCGACAGUGACCUGGACACAACCCACCCCUUUUCAAAGCCAUUUGACACCCCUGGCAAGCCGCGCCUCGACUUGAGCGGUGACUGGGCUGAACAGCUUCAGCGAACCAUCAGCCCUCGCAAGCAGAAUCGUGACGCACUGCGCGAGAUUCAGGCCAAUGCCUUUACCGAUCGACCCCUUCUGAACGACGGAUCGCCGGUCCAUAAGACAGCGGUUUCCCCCAAGAAGAAUUUCACGACCAGUAUCGACCUGAUGAACUCUCUCUUCCAGCAGCCACAGCGGAAGCAGAACGUACCCGCUACGCAGAAGGCGCAGCCCAAGGGCUUUGAGUGGCCCUACAACAAGCAACCCAAGACAUUCGCCGGAGAUUCGACGCAAAUGGACCAGAAUGAUGCCGCUUUCCACAACUCCUUCAAGCCACGCUGGGGUCCCAUGGAUUCGAUCGUUUGCGCCAGAAAUGACAUUACCGGACCUUUGUCUGAAAGCAACCAACGCUGGAAGGAGCGUUUGUCUGUCUUUAGCGAGGGGCGCGAUGUUACUGUGUUGCAGUACAGUCAGUCCCGUACUUCCAAUGCUUUGCUUGAGGUGCAAAAGAAACAGUCCACCAUCCAGCGUGUUGAUGGGACUCCCCGGGUUCGUCUAGCAAAGGCUGACCUCCGUCAAUUCGCCCUUGGCCCGGCUCAAGAUGAGGAGCAAUUGAUAUGGCAGCUGGCCAAUGUUCUGUUCAAUGAUGACAUUGAGGAUGACAUUUCUGCCGGUGUACCACCACAAUUGCGAUCGAAGUUUGCCCACCGAAUUAAAAAGGACCGAUUGACUCGCCUUUGGGAGUCUGUUAUCCGUGGAAAGCACGCCCACACGCUCGAUGCAAUUCGCUCCCCCGAAGAGCGAGCCGUCCACCUUCUUUCUUCUCACCGUGUCGAUGAGGCAUGCAAGACGUUGGUUGACAGCCAGAAUCUCCACUUGGCUACUGUGGUUGCACAGAUUGGCCGUGAUGCUACCUCACGGUCCGACAUUGCCAGUCAGAUCGACGUCUGGCGCCAGAACAACGUUUUGUCAGAGAUGACUGAGCCGGUCCGUGCUCUCUACGAGCUUGUUGCUGGUAAUGGUCUUCGGAGUGAAGGCAAAUCAGGAGGUGCGCUUGAGGACCGGACUUCGUCCUUCACCUUCAGCGAGCGCUUCGAGCUUGAUUGGUUCCAGGCAUUCGGCCUUCGCCUGUGGUACGGAACUACUGAGGAUGAGCCGAUCGAGGCUGCUGUCUCCAAGUUCCUUGACGACCUCACGACUGGACUCGAGCCUGCUUUCCCCUAUCCAUCGCACCACGCUCACACCCGAGCAAGCUUACAACCUGGUACUGAUACUCUGGGCCGUGAGUCUCCUCUGUGGGUGCUUCUCAAGGCAUACGCGGCGGCUAGUGGUCGUGCCAAUGUUCCGCCUGUGCAGUUGCCAGCAGCUCUGCUGCCAGAGUCGGUGUGCGGGGAUCGUCUUGCAAACCGCCUUUCCUUCCAGCUUCAUCAUGUUCUUGCGGCUGUUAUCGGCCAGAACGAAGCGAUGCAAAUCGACCAGACUCAGGUCGACCGCCUGGUUUGGGACUACGCCUCCGAGAUUGUCGCUGGUGGGGAGCUUGCCUCAUCCCUCUUUGUUCUUCUUCACCUCUCGCAGGCGGAAGAUCGCAAGCGUGCCGUUCAAGAUGUGCUUGCCCGCUUCGGUGCUACUCUACCCAACCCGACCGCCGAGGAUGGAUCGACUGUCGAUCCUACAUGGCUGAACCUGACUGUCGAGCUUCAACUACCCGAAGCCUGGAUCUGGGUUGCCAAGGCUCUACACGCCCACGACCGUGGUGACGCCGCUCGUGAAGUUGACUGCCUUAUCCGCGGCAAGUACUGGAACGACGCGCACGCAACCUUCUGCAGAGUCGUCGGCCCUACCGCCAUCGUUUCUCAGGACUACCACACUCUCGAGCAACUGGUCUCUGGCUUUGGUGAUGGCCCUGAGCGCAAGAUGCGCGGCUGGGCUUCUGGUGGUGGCAUCUACGAAGAUUUCCUGCGCUUGGCUAUCGCACCCCGUGGUCGGCGCGACCCGACCCGCCUUAGCCGCCUGGUGAAUGCCCUUGUUGACAUGGGUGAACGUACUCGCAAUACCAAGGGUAUGGACGGAUUAUUGGAGAGCGUCGCUUUCAAGGAGAUGAGUCGCGCUGUCGCUGGAUGGAUUACCCACGAAGAUGUUCAUUCCGUUGAGUCCUCCGCUGUCCUCGGUCUUCCCCUCAAUGGUGACGCUCGUGUUCUGCAGACGGCGGAGAUGAGCCGUCGCUAUUACGGUAUUAUCAUGGCGGGCGGUCAAUAGGUGAUCCUGGUGGCUUGUUCGGUGUCACGGCCCCACGGAUCCAAAUGCUUUCUAGAGGUGCAUGGUCAUCUACGCGUUUUAUUGUAUGCUCCCAUGGCUUCUUCGCUUCAGCGUUAAUUCUCCCUUUCCCAAAUGUCUCUUCUUACUUUCUUCUCUUUUGUGUGAUCUGAACCCGACAUGACUGUACUUUAUCAAUCGAUCACGUUUAGUGGCAUGGAUGUUGUUCUGUAGA